Molecule: messenger RNA, 449 nt
Organism: Ficedula albicollis (Collared flycatcher)
Lineage: Eukaryota; Metazoa; Chordata; Aves; Passeriformes; Muscicapidae
Product: collagen alpha-1(II) chain-like
Exons: 8
Coding region: 72-449 (125 amino acids)
Source: RefSeq, a predicted model, not a curated record
AGGGUGCCCCCGGUGAGGACGGACGCCCUGGACCCCCCGGCCCCCAGGGGGCUCGGGGCCAGCCUGGCGUUAUGGGGUUCCCUGGUCCCAAAGGCGCCAAUGGUGAGCCUGGAAAAGCCGGUGAGAAAGGACUUCCUGGAGCGCCAGGGCUGAGGGGACUUCCUGGCAAGGACGGAGAGACCGGAGCCGCCGGACCCCCAGGACCCGCCGGCCCGGCAGGAGAGAGGGGAGAGCAAGGAGCCCCCGGCCCCUCCGGCUUCCAGGGGCUGCCAGGGCCACCAGGUCCCCCCGGCGAGAGCGGCAAACCCGGAGAUCAGGGUGUUCCUGGAGAAGCUGGAGCUCCCGGGCUUGUGGGUCCCAGGGGUCUGACCGGUCCCAUCGGCCCCCCCGGCCCCGCUGGACCCAACGGUGAGAAGGUGAGACCAGGGCAGAUCCCACCUGAUCCCUGA